AUGAGAUCAUGGCAGGAUGAUAGUGUUAAGAGUGUUCGUAAGCCAGGUGGUUUUGAUGGCAAACGUUUCAUUGUAUUGCAUGCCGGACACUGUGGAGGGUUUGUUAAAAAUGCUGGUUUAAUUUUUGCUUCAAAAUCUAAGAAAAUGGAUUAUCAUGGGGAAAUGAAUGCAGAAAUAGAAAACCAGCUCAUCCCAAAUUUAGAAGAACCUUCCCUUAUUGUAAUGGAUAAUGCUCCAUACCAUUCUGUUGAGUUAGAGAGACAGCCAUCAUCCUCAUGGAAGAAAUAUGAAAUUGUUGAGUGGUUGGAGAAAAGUAAUAUACCUUAUGAUAAAAAAAUGUUUAAACCUGAACUAUUAAGCAUAGCAAAAAUUCACAAAACAAAACAAUAUAAAACAGAUAAAUUAUUACAAGAAAAUGGUCAUGAAGUAUUAAGAUUACCACCUUACCAUUGCCAGUUUAAUGCAAUUGAAAUGAUAUGGGCAGAUUCAAAUAUUUUACAAUGCCCACAUUGGUGA
Molecule: messenger RNA, 516 nt
Organism: Sitophilus oryzae (rice weevil)
Lineage: Eukaryota; Metazoa; Arthropoda; Insecta; Coleoptera; Curculionidae
Exons: 1
Coding region: 1-516 (171 amino acids)
Molecular function (GO): nucleic acid binding
Source: RefSeq, a predicted model, not a curated record